AUGUACUUAGUUUUAAAUAGAAUUUAUAGAGAAUCCAGUCAAAUAUUGUUAAUAAGUGCAAGAAAUAAAUAUUUUUUAGAGAAUUUUAGAAAAAUAUAUGAAGGGUUAUUAAAUGAUUAUAAGAGAAAAACAUAUUGUAGCAGCAAGAAAGACAUAGAUAAACUAGAUUAUGAACUGAAAUGUAUUAAGAAGGAUAAAACUAAUAUAUAUAAUUCUAAAGAAAAAAAAAUAUUAGAAAAGGAUUAUAUAGAGAUAUAUACAGAUGGAUCUAGUCAUUAUUAUGGAGAAGGAAAGGUUAUUGCAGGAAUUGGUGUAUAUUUUGGAGAUAAUGAUAAAAGGAAAGUAUUAAAGGAGCGUAUUUAUGAUAUUAAACAAACAAAUCAACGAGCAGAAAUUAUGGCAAUUAUACGUGCUAUAGAAUCGGUAUCAAAUGAUGAAAAUAUCAUAAUAAAUACGGAUUCAAAAUAUGCGAUAAAUUCAUUAACAAUAUGGUAUAAAAAAUGGGAGAAAAAUAAUUGGAAAAACAUAAAUGCAGAAUCAGUAAAAAAUAAAGAUUUACUUGAAAAAGCACUUGAAUUAAUUAAAAAGCGUUCUGGAUUUACUGAAUUAAAAUAUGUUUCUAGUCAUGGUGAUAUUUAUGGUAACAAGCAGGCAGAUUAUCUCGCAAAUAAGAGUAUUUUUAUGAAAAAAAAAGUUUAA
Pneumocystis carinii B80 is the source of this 699-nucleotide messenger RNA. RefSeq lists its product as hypothetical. Lineage: Eukaryota; Fungi; Ascomycota; Pneumocystomycetes; Pneumocystales; Pneumocystaceae. The record is from RefSeq and is a predicted model, not a curated record. The transcript is spliced from 2 exons. Gene Ontology annotation, biological process: DNA replication, removal of RNA primer. Gene Ontology annotation, molecular function: nucleic acid binding; RNA-DNA hybrid ribonuclease activity. The coding region runs from base 1 to 699 and encodes 232 amino acids.